AUGGAGCAUAAAAGUAACAUUGAAAAAAAUUUAAAUGAAGAAAAAAAAAAAAAAUUUCAUUUUUCACAUGUAAUUAUAGACGAUGAAGAGGAAAAAAAAAUAAAUUCAUUAAAAAAUGAAUUAAAAUAUAAAAAAGUAUAUAAACACAAUUUUAAUACACACAUUUAUAAAGAUGAAUUGAAUUAUAUUCAUUUAAAAAAUAUAGAAGACGAAUAUAUUUUGAAUGAAAACGAUAAAAACAUUAAAGAAAAUAUUAAUAUAAAUAAUGAUAAUUUUUAUGAAAGAUAUAAGAGUGUAAAUAAAAAAGAAUUAAAUAAUUUAAAUUCUGAUAAUGAGAAUGCUAGUAAUCCUUAUUUAGAAAAUGAAGUGAAUGAUUAUACAAAAAAUUUUAAUAAAGAAAAAGAAAAUAAUAAUAAUACAAAUAAAAGUAUAAUUUUUAAUAAACAGUAUUCAUUUAUGAAUUUAUCAGAAAAAAAUUUUUCAGAAAAUAAAAAAAAGUUAAAAUCUUAUGAUUCUGAAAUAUUGGAAUCAAACAAUAUGACUAAUGAAAAAGAAAACAAAAUUGUGAAAAAAAUUGAACCAUAUUUUAAAAAAAUUAAAGAUAACGAAAAAAUAGAAGAAGAUAAUAUAUGUAAUAAUGAAGAUUAUAACAAUGAAAAAAAUAACGAUAAUACAAGUAAUAGUGAUAGUAUUAAUUCAAUUAACAGGAAUAAUAAUAAGGAUAAUAAUGUGAAUAGCAACAAUGAUAAUUUUAAUAAUACUGAUAAUAACAAUGAUAAUUUUAAUAAUACUGAUAAUAACAAUUAUAAUUGUAAUAAUAUUGAUAAUAACAAUUGUAAUUGUAAUAAUGAAAGUAACGAAAAAAAAAAUAUAGAUAUGGUAAAAAAAGAAAACUCAGAUAUAGACAAAGAGAAAAGAGAAGACAAAAUGGAGCAUAAAUAUGAGGAAGAAAAAAAAAUAAAAAUUAUAGAAAUAUAUGAAAAAAAAUUAGAAAAUGAAGAAAAAAAAAAAAAUAAAGAACUUAAAAAUAAUAAAGUUCAGAUAAGAGAAAAUAUUUCUAAAAUUUUUAAAGAAUCACCAUCAUCUAAACCAAAAAUAAUAAAUGAAAUAAGGAAAAAAAAAAGUGAUAACAAUGUAAAUGAAACAGUAGUAAUAGAAAAAAAUAAUUCUGAUGCAAAUAACAAUAAUAAUAAUAACAUUGAUAUAGAAAAAAAAAAAAUAAAAAUGAAUAAAAAUACAUUAAAAGAAGGUAGUUUAUUACGAUUAUUUCGUUGUGAAUAUUUUGACACACAUUUGCACAUAAGAUAUUUGUAUGAUAGAAAAGAAGUUGGAGUUCAUGAGUAUCUAGUUAAUUCUUUAUAUACUCAAAGAAAAUAUGAAGAUAUAUUAUUUUAUUUACCUCAAUUAAGUCAAAUAUCAUUAGUAAGAUAUGAAACUUCUUCUCUUUAUCGUUUUUUAUUAGAUAAAGCAAGUAAAUCAAUGCAUUUCGCCUUAAAACUCUGUUGGAUAUAUCAUUCCAUUGUUGAAGAUAAUUCAAGCAAAUAUAAAGAUUUAGCACAAAAAAUGAUUCAAGAAAUCGAGAUGGCUGUUGUUAAUUGCAAACCCUUAAAUAAUGAAUGCAAAACCUUUAAAGAAAAUAAACAAUCAUAUCUUCUUGAUUUAGCUUAUCCUCUCUUAUUCAAAAGAAAAUUCAUUUUAAUCAAAAUAAGAACUAACGAAAAAUUUAAUAAAAUGAAAAUGUACAAUAGAAGUUCUAAACAUUCAUAUCAUUCACUAAAUUUAAAAGAUUUUAUUGAAAGAAGUUCAUUUAAAGAAAAUACAAUUACACAGAAAUAUAAAGAAUGUGAUAAUAAUAAUAAUAUUAAUAAUAGUAGUCAAGAGAAAGGGAAUUUAAAAGAAUCUAGUAUAUAUAAAUCUGAUUUGAAUAAUUCUAAAAAAGAGGAAGAGGAGAUAGAAAAAGUAAAAGAAAAAAGAAAAGAAGAAGAAGAAAAAGAAGGAGAAGGAGAAGGAGAAGGAGAAGGAAAAGAAGAAAUAAAAGAAAUAGAGAAGAAAGAAAAAAUAGAAAAUAUUAAAAAUGAAGAAAAAAAAGAAACUACAAAAAAAAUAAAAGAAGAAAAUAAUACCUUGCCAAAGUUACCUCCAUGUUAUAUUAUAAAUUCAGGUUCUUUAUCAAUCGCUAGAGCAAAAGUAAAACUACCAAGCACAUAUUCUAAGUUAGGUAAUCCUUUAAGCUUAUCUAAAUUUUCUCUUCCUGAUUUAAAUUAUAGUUUUGAUAUGAUAGAAGAAUUACAACAAUUUUUUAUGAAACAAAGAAGAUGUGAUUACUUUAGUUUAUUAAAUAACUUCAUUAAUUUAAUUAUUUCAGUUUCUAAUUUAUUAUCAUCAGAACCUGACAUCGAUUUAAGAAAUGAAUUAUUGAAGAGAUUUAUUUAUUCAUUAAAUAGUUGGAUGAAUAUGAGAAGGUGUAUUGUAGCUUCAUGUGAGAAUACUUUUGCUAUGACAGGUUUAUGUAUACCAUUAGAAAGCCUUUCAUCUAAUAAUAAAAAUGGAAAUAAUUUUAGUUAUAACAAUUUACAAAUACUACAUUUUAAUCAUGAAGAAUGUAAAAUAUUUUUUUCUAAAAAAAGAGCACCAUAUUUAUUAGUUUUUGAGGUUGCUGAUUUAGAUGAAGAUAUCAGUGAUAUUCCUGAUAAUAUUUUUUAUACUAAAAGCAGUGUUCUUAACGAUGAAAACAAUAAAAAUUAUGAAAAAGAAAGAGAAUCAAGCAAAAUGGAAGAAAUAAACAAAAAAAAUCACAUUCUAUCAAAAAAUUUUUGUUGUUCUAAAAGUUACAGUGUUUAUGUAGAUAAUAACACUUCUUUUGAAUAUGAAAAAAGAAAGAAUUUUGAAGAUAAAAAAAAAAAAAAAUAUACAAAAGAGAAUGUACAAAAUAACGAAGAAAAAAGAAAAAAAUAUAUAUUAGAUUUAAAUGAAUUAAAAAUGGAUGAUUUAUACGUGUACAAUUGUAUUGUUAAUGAUUUAAGAAGAGAAAACUUGAUAUCUUUUAAUACAAAAGAAGAAGAAAAUUUAUCUCUUAUAAGAAAAUGUAUUGGAUUAAAAGCAGAUGAAGAAGAAGAAGAAGAAAAAAAAAAAAAAGAUAAUCAAACAACAAAUGAAGAUAUAUCGACAAUGAUGUGUGCAAAAAAAAAUCAGUUAAAUUCAAGAUCUGUUUCUAUGCCAAAUUAUUUAAGUAAUAGUACAACAAAAGUUGAUUCGAAAUACAAUAAUAAUACUAAUAGUAACAUAAAAGUAUCGAGGGAAAAUAUAAAUAGUGGUAUAGAUGAUAUUUUAAUUGAAAAAAAUAUAGAACAAAUUGAAACAUAUGAAGAAUUAAAAAGAAAAAAUAAAAAUAAAAAUUUUAUUGAUUAUAAUAAUAAUAAUAUAGAUAAGUCACACAAUGAUUCUGAAGAACCAAAAGAAAACAAUAAUAUUUCUAAAAAUAACAAUCCUAUAGAAUAUCCAAAUAAUUUAUUAGAUAUCAAUGAAUAUUUCAAACCAGAAAAUUAUUUAAAUGAAGAAUUUAAAAAGAAAAAUUGCAGAAUAAUUAAAAGGCUACUAUGGGGAGAAUUAUUUGAAGAAAAAAAAAAAAAAAUUAGAAAAAUUUCUCCUUAUGGUAAGCUGAAAUCUUGGGAUCUCAAGUGUGUAAUAGUUAAAGGUGGAGAUGAUUUAAGACAGGAAUUAUUAGCUUCACAAUUAAUCAGACAAUUUAAAAUUAUUUUUGAUAAUGCUGGUUUACCAUUAUGGUUACGACCUUAUGAAAUUUUAGUAACAGGAUCUAAUUCAGGAAUUAUUGAAUAUGUAAAUGAUACUUGUUCUGUUGAUUCGCUAAAAAGAAAAUUUGCAACAGAUAAUAUUUCGACCAUUUUUAAUAUAGUAUUUGCAGAUUAUAUAUUUGAAGCGAAAAAGAAUUUUAUUGAAAGUCAUGCUGCAUAUUCUCUAAUUUCUUAUUUGCUUCAAGUAAAGGAUAGACAUAAUGGAAAUAUGUUAUUAGAUUCUGAUGGUCAUUUAAUUCAUAUUGAUUAUGGAUUUAUGCUGACAAAUUCUCCUGGAAAUGUUAACUUUGAAACAUCCCCUUUCAAAUUAACACAAGAAUAUUUAGAUAUAAUGGAUGGAGAAAAAUCAGAUAAUUAUGAAUAUUUUAGACGACUUAUUGUUAGUGGAUUUUUAGAAGCUCGCAAACAUUCAGACGAAAUUAUCCUUUUUGUAGAACUAAUGAUGCCAGCACUAAAAAUACCAUGUUUUGCUAAUGGUGCUCAGUUUUGUAUAGAUUCUUUAAAAGAAAGAUUUAUGACUAAUUUAACAGUUGAUGUGUGUAUUCAAAGAAUAAAUGCUUUAAUAGAAGCAUCUGUUAAUAAUUUCAGAAGCGUCCAGUAUGAUUAUUUUCAGAGAAUCACAAAUGGAAUUAUGUAA
Plasmodium gallinaceum is the source of this 4449-nucleotide messenger RNA. RefSeq names its product phosphatidylinositol 4-kinase, putative (gene PI4K). Gene Ontology annotation, molecular function: 1-phosphatidylinositol 4-kinase activity. Bases 1 to 4449 code for a protein of 1482 amino acids. Gene Ontology annotation, cellular component: membrane; cytoplasm. Lineage: Eukaryota; Apicomplexa; Aconoidasida; Haemosporida; Plasmodiidae. The transcript is spliced from 4 exons. Gene Ontology annotation, biological process: phosphatidylinositol-mediated signaling; phosphatidylinositol phosphate biosynthetic process. The record is from RefSeq and is a predicted model, not a curated record.